AUGGCACCUAUGAGUUCUGAAAACAACACUUCCACCACCAUGAAGAUGAAAGAUGAAUCUGUCAGUGUCACCAUGGCAACAAAAUCCGUGGCAGCUACAAGAUCAUCACCAUGUUGUUGUUCAAUGACAAAACUGAUGAGAAAACUUCUCAUGAAGAGAUCACGUAGCCGAAUCAGACAAGGUUCGUUUCAAUGUUGCUAUGAUCCUUUGAGCUAUUCUUUGAAUUUUGACACAAGUGACUGUGGAAGCUUAUUGGAUGAGGAUUAUUAUUAUAAGUUCUGUGCUUUUUCUUCAAGGUUUGUAGCAAAUCCAACUACUUCAUGUCAUGUUCUUCAAGUAGCCUCGAGGAACUCUCAAUAG
Messenger RNA from Lathyrus sativus (Indian pea), 360 nucleotides. NCBI's taxonomy places the organism in Eukaryota, Viridiplantae, Streptophyta, Magnoliopsida, Fabales, Fabaceae. The record is from the annotation of a GenBank genome assembly.